Messenger RNA from Mucor mucedo, 1997 nucleotides. RefSeq names its product major facilitator superfamily domain-containing protein. The record is from RefSeq and is a predicted model, not a curated record. Gene Ontology annotation, molecular function: transmembrane transporter activity. NCBI's taxonomy places the organism in Eukaryota, Fungi, Mucoromycota, Mucoromycetes, Mucorales, Mucoraceae. Gene Ontology annotation, biological process: transmembrane transport. The coding region runs from base 99 to 1901 and encodes 600 amino acids. The transcript has 13 exons.
GUUGUGUUAUAAAAUCAUAUUAAACUUUUCAAUUUUAUUGGAUCUUUUCUUUUUUUGUUAUAAGCUUUUUCCAGUUUCUUUUUUCUUCUUAUAAAAAAAUGGACAAGGUAGAGGUUUCGAUAAAUGAAACGCAAGAGCAGUCUGGAUCGACGACUUCAACAAUUGACCAACAAAACGCAUCAUCAAUUGACCCAUCAACCCCUUGGUCCGAGAAGCCGGACAACCUAAAAACCAUUAUUGUGGAAGAUGAUGAAUCACCUGAAGAUGAAAUCAAAAGAAAGAAGAAAGAAAAAACUGCUCGUAUUCUGACUUUUGUAGGCCUUCAAAUUGCACUUUUCUUGGCUGCUUUAGAUGGUACUAUUGUCUCUACAGCAUUGCCUAGUAUCGGAUCAGAUUUCAAUCAAAUGUCAAUUGUUUCUUGGGUGGCUACAGCUUACAUCCUUACUUUUGAUGCCUUCCAACCUUUAUUCUCCAAGUUCUCAGAUAUUUUCGGACGUAAAAUAAUCUUGAUGGUCGGUAUUGGGCUAUUUUUAUUCGGAUCUGUUUUGUGCGGUGCUGCCAAGAAUAUGAUUAUGUUGAUCAUUUCAAGAGCCAUUGCAGGUAUUGGGGCUGCCGGUAUCUUUUCGAUGGUUUUUAUUAUUUUCUCCGAUUUAGUACCACUUGAACAACGAGGCAGUUACCAAGGUGUCGUCAAUGCUGUAUUUGCUCUAUCGAGUGUGUUUGGUCCAUUGAUUGGUGGCUUAUUCACUGAUUAUGUGACAUGGAGAUGGAACUUUUACAUCAAUUUACCCAUCGGUGCUAUAGCUUUGGUUAUGUUGGUGCUCUUUUUAAGGUUGCCUACUCCUCAAGGUAAACUCACAGAAAAAUUAAAGCGAGUUGAUUAUGCAGGUACCGUUAUUGUUUUGGCCUUUGCUACGCUCUUUCUAUUGGCACUUAAUUUUGGUGGACAGACUUUCCCUUGGAAAUCAGCUGCUGUGAUUGUACCUCUUAUUCUUUCUUUUCUUUUGGUAAUCCUGUUGGUCUAUGUUGAGAAGCAUUUUGCUAAGGAACCCCUGAUGCCCCCUAGACUUUUUAAGAACCGUUCCGUCGUCAGUGUCUUGUUGACGAAUUGGUUCUUUGGCAUGACAUUUUUCUCCGCAGUUUAUUACCUACCCGUAUACUUUCAAGUCGUACGAAACGACUCUGCCAUGUGGUCUGGAAUUAGAUUAAUUCCUAUGCAAAUGGUCAUGUGUGUCCUCUCAACUUUCGCUGGAAUCUUUAUAUCUAAAAUAGGUGUCUACAAACCUUUAAUUAUGUUUGGUAUGGUCAUGGUAACCUUAUGGAUUGGCUUAAUUAGUUUAUUCAAAGAGGAUACACCGUUCUCCCAAAUUUAUGGUAUUACUGUUAUUGGUGGUGCAGGUCUUGGUUGUCUCUUCUCAUCUUGUAUCAUUGCACUUCAGGCAUCUGUAGAACCAAAAGAUAUCGCCGUUGUUACCGGACUUGGAAAUUUCUCCCGUAUUCUCGGAGGUGCAUUAGGCGUUGCUAUCAGUUCUACGGUUCUGAACUCACAUUUAACAGAGAAUCUUCCAAACGUCUUACCUGUGGAGCUUGCUAAUGCUGUAAUUCAAUCUUCUGAAUUUGUCAACCAUGGUCUCCCUGCAGAAUAUUUAGCUUCCACUUUACGGGUAUACGUCGAAGGACUUCAGUUAAUUUGGUAUGUAUUUAUUCCCAUGGCCGGUCUCGGUACAAUUUCUUCUUGCUUCGUCAAGCAUCAUUCUGUUCGUAAACCAAAGCAAAACAAGGAUGAAAUCCCUGAAGACGAUGCAACAGCAGAAGUGAUUGUCAUUGACACGCCCAUGAAGGAUAAUAUGGUUAAAACCGAAACUGAAAUAGACGAGAGUAAAAAAUUAGAAACAGCUUAAUUUUAUCAAAUAUCUGUAACCCGCUAUAAUUAUCCUCUCACCCCCCUUAUACCUAAACUUUGUAUUAUUUUUAAUAAAUUCAUUUACAUCAUCAAU